AUGCCUAUCGCAAAAAUUUCACCUUCUAUGUUAUCCAGCGAUUUUGCUUCACUUUCAGCUGAAGCCAAUCGUAUGGUCAAAAAUGGUGCUGAUUGGUUGCAUAUGGACGUUAUGGAUGGACAUUUCGUUCCUAAUAUAACAAUUGGAGCCCCCGUGAUUCAAUCCUUACGAAAACAUACUGAUGCAUUCUUGGGCAAAUUGCCAUUUGAUGGUAUCAAAUCCAGAACAGAUGACUUUGCGAAAGCGGGAGCUUCAAUGUAUUGUUUUCACAUAGAAGCAACAAAUGAACCUGAAGCUUUAAUUGAAAAGAUUAAGAAAGCAGGAAUGAAAGUUGGAGUAGCUGUUAAACCAAAGACUCCAAUAGACACUGUUUAUUCUUUGGUUGACAAAAUUGACAUGUGUUUAGUAAAAGAAUUAAGAGAAAAAUUCCCUGAACUUGAUAUUGAAGUAGAUGGUGGACUUGCUCUUGAUACAAUAGAUCAAGCUGUUCAAGCAGGUGCUAACGUCAUCGUAGCCGGAACUUCAGUAUUUAAAGCUGAAAAUCCUAAAGACGUUAUCUCAACUUUUAGGGAAAAAGUUAAUACAGUACAAAAAUCAUAA
This is a messenger RNA of Funneliformis mosseae, 600 nucleotides long. The record is from the annotation of a GenBank genome assembly. Lineage: Eukaryota; Fungi; Glomeromycota; Glomeromycetes; Glomerales; Glomeraceae.